Messenger RNA from Drosophila takahashii, 2942 nucleotides. RefSeq names its product Brf RNA polymerase III subunit (gene Brf). NCBI's taxonomy places the organism in Eukaryota, Metazoa, Arthropoda, Insecta, Diptera, Drosophilidae. Gene Ontology annotation, molecular function: RNA polymerase III type 3 promoter sequence-specific DNA binding; RNA polymerase III general transcription initiation factor activity; TBP-class protein binding. Gene Ontology annotation, biological process: DNA-templated transcription initiation; transcription preinitiation complex assembly; transcription by RNA polymerase III. Gene Ontology annotation, cellular component: transcription preinitiation complex; transcription factor TFIIIB complex; nucleus. The record is from RefSeq and is a predicted model, not a curated record.
UUCCCGGGACAGCUGAUUUCUAAGCGUGUUAAGUUCAAUUGGCAACAAAUUGCAAAUUGUUUAAACAAAACACGUAAAAUGCUCCGAAUUGACAGCCAACAAGUGGUUAAAACUGUUUAAACAGUGCUUCAAAAUAAAACCUUUCUGUUGAUACUGUAAACUUUAAGAGACCCCUGAUAAAGUGAGAAGAAAACAGCAGCCAUGUCUUCGGGUUUAAAAUGUCGCAAUUGCGGAUCCAACGAGAUCGAGGAGGACAAUGCUCGCGGAGAUCGGGUUUGCAUGAACUGCGGCUCUGUGCUGGAGGACUCCCUCAUCGUUUCGGAGGUUCAGUUCGAGGAAGUUGGCCAUGGAGCAGCCGCAAUUGGCCAGUUCGUGUCCGCCGAGUCCUCGGGCGGGGCCACCAACUACGGCUACGGCAAGUUCCAGGUGGGCUCGGGCACCGAAUCGCGCGAGGUGACCAUCAAGAAGGCCAAGAAGGACAUCACCCUCCUCUGCCAGCAGCUGCAGCUAUCCCAGCACUAUGCGGAUACUGCUUUGAACUUCUUUAAGAUGGCCUUGAGCAGGCAUUUGACCCGAGGCAGGAAGAGCACCCACAUCUACGCCGCCUGCGUUUACAUGACCUGCAGGACGGAGGGCACCUCCCAUCUUCUCAUCGACAUCAGCGACGUUCAGCAGAUCUGCUCCUAUGAGCUGGGUCGAACCUACUUGAAGCUAUCACACGCCCUUUGUAUCAACAUACCGUCUGUGGAUCCAUGUCUGUACAUCAUGCGUUUCGCCAAUCGCCUGCAGUUGGGUGCCAAAACACACGAGGUCUCGAUGACGGCACUGCGGAUUGUGCAGCGCAUGAAGAAGGAUUGCAUGCACUCGGGACGACGACCCACUGGCCUUUGUGGGGCAGCGCUGCUGAUUGCGGCCCGCAUGCACGAUUUCAGCCGCACCAUGCUGGACGUGAUAGGUGUGGUCAAGAUCCACGAGUCAACGCUCCGCAAACGCCUCUCGGAGUUUGCCGAAACGCCCUCGGGCGGCCUGACUUUGGAGGAGUUCAUGACCGUCGAUCUGGAGCGCGAACAGGAUCCGCCUUCCUUCAAGGCAGCGCGCAAGAAGGAUCGCGAGAGGAUCAAAGAUAUGGGCGAGCAUGAGCUCACGGAACUGCAAAAGGAGAUUGAUGCCCAUCUGGAAAAGGACCUGGGCAAGUACUCGAACUCCGUGUACCGUCAGUUGACCAAGGGAAAGGGAGUCACUCCAGUUAGCUCGCCCGGCACUCCCAAUAGCACCUCGGAAAAGGAUCUCGAGCUGGAGGAGUCCAGGCAGUUCAUCGAUCAGUCCAAUGCCCAGGUCAUCAAGGACCUGAUAGAAAAGAACGAGGAUGUAAAGAAGACUGAAGCCGGCGGUUUGGUGGCUGGCAUCGAAGGACUUCGUCCAGAUAUCGAGGCCAUUUGCCGGGUGACCCAGAGCGAUCUGGAGGAUGUGGAGAAGGCCAAGCAGCCGCAGGAACAGGAACUCAUCACCGACGACCUGAACGACGACGAGCUCGAUCAGUAUGUGCUGACCGAGGAGGAGGCGGUGGCCAAGCUGGAGAUGUGGAAGAACCUCAAUGCCGAGUAUCUGAAGGAGCAGAAGGAGCGCGACGAGCGGCUGGCCAAGGAGCGUGAGGAGGGCAAGCCGGAGCGCAAGAAGCGCAAGCCGCGCAAGAAGGUCAUCGGCCCGUCGUCCACGGCCGGCGAGGCCAUCGAGAAGAUGCUGCAAGAGAAGAAGAUCUCCAGCAAGAUCAACUAUGAGAUACUCAAGACCCUGACCGAUGGCAUUGGCGGGCUGACGGAUGACUCACCGGCCACCAGUGCGGAUACCAAGCCAAGUACCCUGGAGGAGCUGAAGGCGCAGCCGGUUAUCGUGGAGGAGGGACCGAUUGCGCCCAAGAGCAGGGCAGCCACCAGGGCAGCAUACGAUCUGCCAGGACCCAGCAGGAAGCGACCCAAGGUGGAGGCUGGUCUGCCAGUCAGCCAGGCGGCAGAUGAGGAGCAGCCGGAAACCAAGCCAGCGGUGGUGGUGGAAGCAGAUGACCUGGACGAAGAAGCUGAAGAGGCUGAUGCCGAGCCCGAGGCAGAACCGGAGGCCACCCUGCAGGACAUGCUCAACACGGGCGGCGGCGACGACGACGAGUUCGGCUAUGGCUUUGACGAGGAGGAGGAAUACUAGGCAUUUAGAAUUUAAAGCAUUUUAGUAUCUACACAUCUUUUAUAGUAACCAAGCAAGCAACCUACUCGUAAUACAAUUAAAUUAAGCAUUAAGGGCCGCGCACUUGUUGCAGCCGUACUCCUUUGCAGGGCCAUUAAAUCAUGGCCUACUCUGCUCCUAGCAGCCAUUUACAUGUUUAAGCCAUGUCGGCGGCGGGGAGGCGCUGAGCCGGAACUACCGUGCACUUUGGACUGGUACUUGUAGCCAGCUUCUAAUUGUUGGCGCUGCCGUGGCGCGCCUCCAAGUGCUGCAAAUAAAUAUUUCACUCUUAAUCAUGUUUUGCACUCUGUUUUGCUUGCCUUUCUCCGGCGCUGCAGGCGGCCAGUUCAGCACGGGUUCAGCACGGCACAAGUUCAGUUGUUGGCCCGGCUAGGAACUUGGCCCGGCUCCACGUUGAGUGGCAAGUGCCCGGCAAUGAGCUGUUGAGUCUGCCGAGCACUUGUCUCUGCGAUUUUAUAGUUAUUAUGUUGUAAUUAGUGUUAAUUUACUUGCCUCCGGUUCAGCAAGUCAGCAGCAUCAGCGCUCCCAUAAAGUACAGCAUAGUUUGGGGAGAUUUUCCAAUUGUAAGCGAGUUUCUAUUCCGAACAAAUUAGCUAACUUUAUUGUUUUACUUUAGGAUUAAGUUUAUGACUUAUCGGUAAAAGUAUAAAAUAUGUUGUGUGUACUGAAAAGUCUCAUUUUCAUUUUAAUAAAUAUGUAAAAAUUAA